AUGGAGGAUGGCAAUAUCGAGGGUGUCGACCUUGCUGCAGUCCAAGCUUCUGAUGGCGAUGGGACGGAUUCCACAGAGUCUGCAUCUUCGUCUCAGCUGAGGAGCAAUGCUGUUUGGAGGGUAAACACGCACGAAUCUCUGCCCCCGAAACCUUUCUCUGUCAUCGAUUUGACAAGCCCAGCUCGGCCCAACGGCCCAGUCUACCUUGGUCCUAAUCCUCGCCCAGUAAAGACAAAUGGUUCUCGAUCACAAGGCUCACCGAUUGCCAGCCUCGCCGCUUCCCCUACACCCCGCCCGCAAAUCGACCAUCAGAUAAGACUCCUACCAGCAGAGAUUCGAGCCCCGAAUCCUCAAGGGGGCCAGAUGGAGUUUACAACGCAUCUUACCAAGACGCUGAAGAAGAUGACCAACGGGGAGGCACCCUUGCUCAAGCAUUUCCGGCCGGCAUUUGUCAGUCGAGACAUCCAGGUGCUCGAGCGAGGGUACUGGCAAUUUUGGAUCAAAAUAGCAGAGGAGAGUAUUGUGAAAGAGUCAAGACAGCCUCCGAGAGCAACCUUGAAGCUGCUAGGGUCUACGGCACGCAAGGAGCGUGGCAAGGCCGCGGGUGUGCGGGAGCUAAAGACUCCGGUUCACGCUCUGUGGACCGAGUGUGAAUUCUUACAGUUCUGGAAGAAUGUGACAUUGGUUAUCGAGUCAGAUCAGGGCAUUCACAUGGGGAGAGACGCUCGGACACAUUUGGAUGUUGUUUUUGGUGUUAUCAGAUCGGCUGACGGGGAAAUCUGGGGUAUGGAUGAGAAAGGGGCCGGAGGGGGCACGAGGGGUCUGGAGUUUGGGAUAAGGCUGAGGCAAGAUGCAUGGAACGGGCUGGUUUGGUGGAAGAUCGACAUGGAUUUUGGGGGAAAUUGGAAUGGCCGUGGGCAAUGA
Molecule: messenger RNA, 924 nt
Organism: Cladophialophora psammophila CBS 110553
Lineage: Eukaryota; Fungi; Ascomycota; Eurotiomycetes; Chaetothyriales; Herpotrichiellaceae
Exons: 3
Coding region: 1-924 (307 amino acids)
Source: RefSeq, a predicted model, not a curated record